UCGCACGUCAAUAUCCAGUUAACGUGAGAAUUAAAGUAGCUUGAGUGGUACUUUUUGUAAGUUAAAUGUGGCUAUUGAAAUGAUGAUUCAGAAAGAAUAUCAUAAGUUCCUGUCUCUGGUGCGGAUUGAGGUGUAUUUGUAAAUGAUUCAGCAGGAAUGGGCGUUCACGCGUCUCCAACAGGACAAAACUUCCUAAAAAUAGCUCCAGCUCGGGAAAACUGAACUGCCAUUGCAAUGGCUACCGUUCUCCCAAUAACUCAACAGGUCAUUCGGUCUGGACAUGGAAACAGACGAGCUUCACAGGAUCUCAGCAUCUCUGACGUGAACGACUGUUUGAUAUAUGAUCGGCACGGUGCUUGCACAACUUUUGAGAGUUUGUUUCAACGCAGCAAAGCAAUAAUCAUUUUUGUCAGAAACUUCUUGUGCUACACAUGCAAAGAGUAUGUUGAGGACUUGGGCAAAGUACCCCAGAAUAUGUUGCAGGAAUCUAAUGUCAGAUUGGUCGUGAUUGGACAGUCAUCAUGUUCUCAUAUAAAGGGUUUCUGCUCUCUAACAGGCUAUCCUCAUGAAAUAUAUGUUGAUCCAGAGAGACAAAUUUAUAAAAGACUUGGAAUGAGAAGAGGAGAGACAUACAUGGAGACUCCUUCCAAAAGUCCACAUGUGAAAUCCAGCUUGCUUGUCGGCAAUCUGAAAAGUAUGUGGCGUGCCAUGACCAGUCCAGUGUUUGACUUCCAAGGAGAUCCACUGCAGCAAGGAGGCGCUCUUAUUGUAGGCCCAGGUCCAGAGGUUCAUUUUGCUCAUUUUGACAUGAAUCGGUUUGAUCACAUGCCAAUAAACUGGUUACUUCAGUUAGCUGGUCUUAAGACGUUGGACUUCAAUGAUUCCCCCAAAAUCAUUGAAAUUUAAAACAAUGAACUAUUUUAGUAUGAUGGAACGGCACUCUGUGCUUGUGGCUUUUAUAAUGCAACCGUUGGUCUUUGUGUCUUUUUAUUAUUGUAUAUAUUGUUUUUAUAUUUUAUUUAUGUUAGAUAGAAACACGCCAUUCCACUGUUGGUGACUGCUGAUUUUUUUUCACUUUGCUAAAUUAUAACCAAGGACUGUUUCAUAUUGGGCUUUGAAUUACAAAUCAACAACAUAUACUCCUAAAGUACUCCCCUAGGAGAAAAUCACAUGAACUUGAUUAAAAUGUACUUAUAUAUAUAUAUAUUACAUGUCAAACUUAACACGUCUUCAGGUGAAUCUCAAGAAAACAUGUCCAGGUCACAUUUCAGGCCAAAAUCAAUAGAUACUUCACUUGAUUUUACAUUACUAAUUUUGUUCUGUUUUACAUGAAAAUAAAGCCUGUGUUUGCAACCAUUAAAGAUC
Messenger RNA from Myxocyprinus asiaticus (Chinese sucker), 1365 nucleotides. RefSeq names its product peroxiredoxin like 2C (gene prxl2c). NCBI's taxonomy places the organism in Eukaryota, Metazoa, Chordata, Actinopteri, Cypriniformes, Catostomidae. The transcript has 6 exons. The coding region runs from base 235 to 906 and encodes 223 amino acids. The record is from RefSeq and is a predicted model, not a curated record.